AUGGGGAUCCCAUCUCCUCCACCAUCAGCCGGUCUAACCCCCAGCACCUGGGGCAGCACCCAAGGCCAAACGGAACACCGAACCCCCCGACCCAGUCCAUCCCCCGACACCCGCCCCCGCCGCACCUCCAUCAUAGCCCAGCUCCAAGCGCGGCGCACCUCGGGCUUUGUAGGAUUCGCGGGGAAAUGUCUCGCAAUCCUCCUCAUCCUUACCUUUCUCGGGACUGGUGCCUACGGCGGGAUGUUUACGGGGUUCACUAAUGGGUUCUUUGCUGCUCUUACCAAGAUCAAGACCGGCGGCCCCUCGGCCGUCGCCGGUUAUGAGUUGAAGCAGGUGUAUACGAGGGUAGACGCGAUUGAUAAGAUUUUGGUUACGCUGGUGACGUUUUUUGCUGCUUGGUUGGAUGCUGGAGGGCCGGAUAUGGGAAAGGGGAAGUGGGAGGGGCCGUGGCUGGAGGGAUUUCACUUGGUGAAGGGAGAAGAGGGGGGAAGGACGUGGGAGGUUGAUGUGCCGCUCUGGGCGGCUCUGGUGCAGUUUGCGGGUGCUUGGGGGUUGGUGAGUGUGGAGGGAUCGAGGAAAGGGAAUAAGGGGGGGUUGGCGAGGGUGGUUGGUUGGACUGGAUUCUGGGGAAUGGGUAUGCAGUUACUGUCAUACACCAUUGCUGGCCCGAUUUACUUUAUCAUUCAUUUGUUCACAUCACCUGUGGCAAGCGGCAGCGAUGUCGAUGCGUUGGUCGUCAACGCGGGGGAUAUGGCUCUGCUGCCGGCGUGCAUCACGAUGGCUUUCCUCGUUCCAGCCUUCAUGAUGGGGUUACCAAGCCCCCAGCUCAUCCCGCAAGCUGAGCAUCAGAACUGGAUGGCUACCUGGCAGGUAUUCCCCAUUCUGCAGGCUAACUUGAUGUUCUUCCUCAAGAGCUUGUUUGGUUCUUCCGGUGCUGGCUCAGAGGGGAACAGCAACAAGGUUAUUGGGAGGAAAGCGGCCGGCGCAAGCCCAGUGUACAAGUUUACUAUGACCCUCUGCGUGGUCGCUCAGUUGGGCUUCCUGACCAUUGCGCUGACGCCGCCCACUGCGUUACCAGCAAGCUUGGCUGCCUCUUACCCGUGGCUUUCGGCGAUAUUGAAGGAAGUGAACAUCGAUUCGGGUAUCCCUAGGGCGCUGUGGGAUCCGCCGUCUCUGGACGUGUCGAGCUUGGAGAAGAUCCGGAUGGCGUGGUUGGGGCCGUUGGCGAAGCACUUUCUGCAGUGGGAUGUUUACAGUGGUAACUUUGCGCUGCUCACUUGGGCUGUGUACCAGUAUUGGGCGGCUGGAGUCGGUGGUGGAAAGCGAUUCGGCAAGGCAUUGGGAUGGUUCGUGCUUGGAGGACCGGUCGCGACAGCGGCGUAUCUUUUGUGGGAGAGAGAUGAAGCGGUUGUUGCAAGAGAUGAUGAUCGGGGAAGGAGGAGAAGUCGGUAA
Molecule: messenger RNA, 1452 nt
Organism: Sordaria macrospora k-hell
Lineage: Eukaryota; Fungi; Ascomycota; Sordariomycetes; Sordariales; Sordariaceae
Source: RefSeq, a predicted model, not a curated record